AUGUCAACUGGUAAUGCAGUAGUACCUGUAUUAGUUGAUUAUAACCUAUCACAAAUCACUCCAAAUGUAUUUGUUACUGCUGAAAAUACUGCACGACAAUAUCCAAUGAUAUUUUCAAGUGGUAUUAAUUGUGUAAUUAAUGUAGCCGAUGAAUUACCCCAUAUUAUUUUUCCACCCGGUGUUGAAUCAUUAAAAUUUCCUAUAUUAGAUAUUCCAACAUUUCCAGCUUCGCAAUAUUUUGAUAUUGUUGCUGAUCGUAUAGCAGCUAAUACGGCAACAAAUCGACGGACACUUUUAUAUUGUCAUCACGGGCGAUCACGUUCAAUAACAUUUAUUUUAGCUUAUCUUAUAAAACAUCAUCAACUUUCAUUACCUGCAGCAUUUGCACUUGUAAAAGACAAACGACAAAUAGCGCUACCCAAUGUUGGCUUUUGGUCACAAUUAAGAACAUAUGAAUAUUAUCAACGACUACGACAAUAUCCACAAUAUCAACAAAUAAUGAAUCCUAUACCAAUGAUAAAAAAUAUUCCAGAACCGGUAACAUAUGGUCAAGAAGUAUUAAAUAAAUUAUCCGAUGGACUUCAAAAAGUAUUAGCUCGAGAUCCAAUUACGAGUGCAUUUUCAAAUCCAACGCUUCAACGAUAUCGACGAUUAUAUAUGCAAUCAAAUUAUCCUUAUACGCAACGCAAACCAGCACCUUUCAUGACACCAUUUCAUUUUAAACCACAGCAUGGAAUAUAUCAAAAACAUUAA
Molecule: messenger RNA, 753 nt
Organism: Adineta steineri
Lineage: Eukaryota; Metazoa; Rotifera; Eurotatoria; Adinetida; Adinetidae
Source: the annotation of a GenBank genome assembly